UAUUUGUUGUUGUUUUCGUCCAGCUGCAGUAUAAGUAGACUAAGCGACAUCUUUGAACUCGAUCGAUUUCUGUGACAUUAUGACUGAAUUGUGAGUUAAAAUUUUUCUGUCCAGUAUUCUUUUGAUAAACGUGAAGACAAAAGGGACAAGUGGAGUAUAUCUGGAUUUGUCCAGUUUCGAGUGAAAGUUGUUUUGCCUCUUUCAAAGAUGGGCAGUCCGUACCAGCGCUCAGUACCACUAGAGGUCAGGAGAGCAGAGGGAGAGAGAGUUCGGGCCAAGCACCCUGACAAGAUUCCGAUUAUUGUGGAGAGGGCCCAAAGGUCAAGAGCUCCUGAACUGGACAAGAAGAAAUACCUAGUGCCCUCAGAUUUAACAGUGGGCCAGUUGUGUUUUCUGAUCCGCCAGCGUGUGUCUUUGAGACCGGAGGAGGCACUCUUCUUUUUUGUCAACAACUCCCUUCCUCCAUCCAGCUCCCCUCUCUCUGCUGUAUAUGAGGAGCACCAUGAAGAAGACCUGUUUCUCUACAUGACAUACAGUAAUGAGAGUGUGUAUGGUGCCUGAGGGAGGACAAAAGACUGGAGGAAGAGACAGAGGAUGACAGAAGACAAAUAAUUUGGUGAA
This is a messenger RNA of Monopterus albus (swamp eel), 621 nucleotides long. RefSeq names its product gamma-aminobutyric acid receptor-associated protein-like 1. The record is from RefSeq and is a predicted model, not a curated record. The transcript has 5 exons. The coding region runs from base 208 to 561 and encodes 117 amino acids. NCBI's taxonomy places the organism in Eukaryota, Metazoa, Chordata, Actinopteri, Synbranchiformes, Synbranchidae.